Boleophthalmus pectinirostris (great blue-spotted mudskipper) is the source of this 5140-nucleotide messenger RNA. It is a transcript of the gene fgfr1a, whose product is annotated as fibroblast growth factor receptor 1a. Lineage: Eukaryota; Metazoa; Chordata; Actinopteri; Gobiiformes; Gobiidae. Gene Ontology annotation, cellular component: membrane; signaling receptor complex. Bases 640 to 3129 code for a protein of 829 amino acids. The transcript has 18 exons. Gene Ontology annotation, molecular function: fibroblast growth factor binding; fibroblast growth factor receptor activity; ATP binding. Gene Ontology annotation, biological process: positive regulation of kinase activity; protein phosphorylation; multicellular organism development. The record is from RefSeq and is a predicted model, not a curated record.
GGUUUGGAGUUGCCUGGACUCUCGCUGUUUAACUGCAUUUAUCCGCGAGGACUGAUCACAACACGGAUUAAAAAUAUCUAUUAGUUUUUGUAAAUCAUCAGCCGUUUAUUGUUUUUGUGUUUCGGUAGAGAAAAGAAGUUUUACAUUACUAAUCUUUUUCUCAGCAGGGAGACUCGGACUUUUGCGAGCAAAACGAGUUGGGAUAAAAGGACUACCCACAGCCUGCACGCACGCACGUACUUUUCAGACUUGUUUGAGAGCAACAAACAAGAAAAUAUCUGUCAUAUUUAAGAAAAAAUAGCAUUGCUUUUCUAAUGUGCAUACUUUCCACACUUUUGCGCACUGUUGUUGUCUCAGGAUUGUACAGAGGAGACGGUAGAGAGUGGAGGCUUUUCGUCUCGUAGAAGUUUGGUACAAAUGUGCUGAAACUUGUUCGCUGAAUGCUGGUUGUUCUUUUGGAUUACCUGGUACUGCGGGCGGCCGACUUGUUUUGUCUGGGAAUUAAACUUUCAGGAAAGCUUUUUUUUUUUUUUUUUUCCAACCAAAAUCUCAGUUUUGGAGUCUCCAUUACCAGAAGCAUCGAGUGUCUGUUCCUCUGUAGUAGCCACCAAGUGAAGCAGUAUCCAUGCCGUGCUGCUGAUGCCCACGUCUGAAUGGAGAAGCGGUCGCAGAGAAGCCAACGGUCGUAGCCCCUUGUUCAGGAUGCUGACGGGGCAUUGUCUACUCCUGCUCCUGGCUUUAUGCACACAAUUUCUGAGCAUGCACUGCCGACUGGCCAGCACAGAUGAAGAAACACAAAGUGAACCGUACACUCUCUUACUGGGGGACCCUCUGGCCCUGAGCUGCUCAACAAAGGACACGGACCAUGUGGUGAAUUGGACCAAAGACAAUGUGGUGAUAGUUGACGGUGAACACACUCACAUUCGGAAUGGACAACUGGAGAUUGAGACUGUGGAGCUGACAGACUCUGGGCUCUACACAUGUACCACCUUUGGCAACCACAGCCUCUACUUCAAUGUUACAGUUGAUGCUAUGGCUUCAUCAGAAGAUGAUGAUGAAGAUGAGGAGUCUUCAUCAGAGGAAGCAAAGUUAUUGGGCAGUCAGAAGAAGAUGCCUAUGCCUCCUCAAUGGGUUCAACCAGGGAAAAUGGAGAAAAAGCUCCACGCUGUGCCAGCCAGUAAGACUGUAAAGUUUCGUUGUCAGGCCAGUGGUAACCCCACGCCAACACUCAAAUGGUAUAAGAACGGCAAGGAGUUCAAGAGGGACCAUCGCAUAGGAGGAUUCAAGGUGCGUGACCAGGUGGGCACCAUCAUCAUGGAGUCAGUAGUGCCCUCAGACAAAGGCAACUACACUUGUGUGGUGGAGAAUCAGUACGGCAGCAUCAACCAUACCUACCAAUUAGAUGUAGUCGAGCGCUCUCCUCACAGGCCGAUCCUUCAGGCCGGGUUGCCUGCAAACCGUACAGCAGUGGUGGGCAGUGAUGUAGAGUUUGAAUGUAAAGUGUUCAGUGACCCUCAGCCUCACAUACAGUGGCUCAAACACAUUGAGAUCAAUGGCAGCCGCGUGGGUCCCAACGGCCUCCCAUACGUCCGCGUGCUUAAGCAUUCUGGGGUCAAUAGUUCGGAUGCUCAGGUGCUGACCCUCUACAAUGUGACUGAGGAGGAGGGCGGGGAAUAUACAUGUAAAGUGUCCAAUUAUAUAGGAGAAGCCAAUCAGUCGGCCUGGCUGACUGUCACCAGAUAUGAGCCCUCAGCAGUACCCACUAAUCCUCCAGCCAACCACACGUACCUAGAGGUGGUCAUCUACUGUGUGGGCUUUUUCUUCAUUAUCAUCAUGGUUGUCAUCACCAUUAUCGUCAAGAUCCGCACCUCCUCCAAGAAAAGCGACUUCAGUGGCCAGAUGGCUGUGCACAAGCUGGCCAAAAGCAUCCCUCUGCGCAGACAGGUCUCUGUGGAGUCGAGCAACUCCAUCCACUCAGGAGUGAUGCUGGUGCGCCCAUCUCGCCUCUCCUCCAGCGGCUCCCCCAUGUUAUCAGGAGUGUCUGAAUACGAACUGCCCCAAGACCCACGCUGGGAACUGCCCCGUGACAGACUUGUUCUUGGAAAGCCCUUGGGUGAAGGCUGCUUUGGUCAAGUGGUGAUGGGAGAGGCUCUGGGUCUGGAUAAGGAGAAACCGAACCGGGUGACCAAAGUGGCUGUCAAAAUGUUGAAAGCUGAUGCAACAGAGAAGGACUUGUCAGACCUGAUUUCUGAAAUGGAGAUGAUGAAGAUUAUCGGGAAGCACAAGAACAUCAUCAAUCUUCUUGGCGCCUGCACUCAGGAUGGUCCUUUGUAUGUGAUUGUGGAGUACGCCUCUAAAGGGAAUCUGCGCGAGUACUUGCGAGCCCGCCGACCUCCGGGCCUGGAGUACUGCUAUAACCCAGACCAGGUCCCAGUGGAAAACGUGUCCAUUAAAGACCUGGUAUCCUGCGCCUACCAAGUGGCUCGAGGCAUGGAGUACCUGGCCUCUAAGAAGUGCAUCCACCGAGAUUUGGCCGCUCGUAAUGUUUUGGUAACGGAAGACAAUGUGAUGAAGAUAGCAGACUUUGGCCUGGCGAGAGAUAUUCACCACAUCGAUUAUUAUAAAAAGACCACUAAUGGUCGUUUACCAGUCAAGUGGAUGGCUCCUGAGGCUCUGUUUGACCGGAUAUACACGCACCAAAGUGAUGUCUGGUCGUUUGGGGUGCUACUCUGGGAGAUCUUCACCCUUGGGGGCUCUCCAUACCCGGGGGUCCCAGUGGAGGAGCUGUUCAAGCUGCUGAAGGAGGGUCACCGCAUGGACAAGCCGUCAACGUGUACCCAUGAGCUAUAUCUGAUGAUGAGGGACUGCUGGCACCCUGUUCCUUCACAAAGACCAACAUUCAAACAGCUCGUGGAGGACUUGGACCGUUGCUUGGCCAUGUCGUCAAACCAGGAGUAUUUGGAGCUCUCUGUUCCCCUGGACCAAUAUUCGCCCAGUUACCCCGACACGCGCAGCUCUACCUGUUCAUCUGGUGAGGACUCAGUCUUCUCCCACGAGGCCAGUGCAGAGGAGCCCUGUCUGCCAAAGUUCCCCCCUCACUCCAACGGGGCAGCCAUCAAGAAACGCUGAUACCUCAUCUCCAAACAGAACAUUUUAUCCAGCUCUCACCCACGUCCAUACUCCCAGUAAUGAAGCUAUAACUGAUGUACUGUAAAAAAAAAAAAGGAGUUUAAGAUUCCAAGAUGAACAUUGGACAAAUCACAUGGACUGAAGACUGAAAUAGCCAUUUCUUCUGUCUUUGGGGGGGAUUUGGCUACCAUGCAAAAAGGGCACUUUGAUUUUGACUUAUGCUUGGGCAUUGUCAAAAAAGAGCAGACUUUCAGGCAACGCUCUGGCAUUCCUCUGUUGGAAAAUCAAAAGACUGAUUCUAAAUAUAUCAGGUUUUGAUCUAGUUCUGUUUAUCUGCCAUUGGUCUGUUGAUAGUAAAGGACUCCAAACUGCUUUUCACUUGAGUCCUUCAGUAACAUUGUGUAAAUACAGUUAGAAAAUUAUAAAUAUGAAUAUAUAUUUACACUUUACUCUUAUUUUUAUUACCAUAAUUGAUUUAUUUCUUUUGUACAAGGAUGUGUCCGUUUUUGAAUCUAUAGUCUAUGGGGCGGCAGUUACGUGAUAAGAAUAUAUGGCCAGUUUUCAGCUUGAUACCCCCUUUUAAACUUACCAAACUGCGUAAUCAACUAUGGAAAAAAUAUGUUUUGAUUUUUAAUAAGCUAUCAUUUCAACUGCUUUUAACAACACCAUUUGUAGAAUAUUGUAAAUCAUUGUCCAGAAAUCUCCAUCUACAUACCACUUACCACAAAAUAUGCAUUGUUUUUUGUGUAUGUCUGUCUGUGUGAAUGAUAGCAAGAAGUCAUUUUCUCCAGUCAACAUCAUGCACUUAACAUUACCGUGCAUGGCUUUAUAUGAUUGAGUUUACCUCCUAUUGUAAAUGCUAUGACAAGAAUAACAUUACAUUCACUGCCAUAUAACUUCUGACGCAGGGUUGACAAAAGCGCAUGUCAUCGUAAAAGGAUUACAUUAAAUAAAAUGCUAUUGAAAAACAAACUGCUAAAGCUUUCAGAGUUUGAAGUCCAUAAACAUGCCUAUAACUAUUAGAUAUGCAUGUCUCUAGUGUAUUUUAUUUUUAUGAAGAUGAAAUAUGAGCUCCAUUUACGCCAUAGUACCUGAUUAGAUAUGGUAAUGCUUCGCUGACAUCAUAUGCCCAACUAAGCCAGCGUCACCAGCCAAAGCAGUAAACAUGUAAUUUAUUGGAGAGUGGGUGACUUGGCAAGAGCUAAGGCUACACUUAAAACUAUCAGUCCGACCAACCUUGGCGCUUGUGUCCGUCUCUGGCCUUUUGCCAUUGGUUGAUGUAUCACCUGGAGUUUGGUCUCUAUGCAACGGGACAAAAAGACACUAAAUGAAACUGGUCCUUGUCCCUGAAAGACACUAUUUCUUUAGGCUUAAAACUGUAUUGUAAUCCUGAGACUUCCUAAUUUAGCUCUAAAAAUUGCAUUGUUGCUGCACACUAACUAAAAAACCACAGCAAAGGUGUGUGCCAGACCUUUGGGCAACAGAAGAUACAUGGAGAAAAUUACCUUAUUGUUGUGGAAGACAUAUUUUUAAGGCUUGGAAACGGGUAGUAAUAAAAGUCUCUUUUGUGUGCUGUGGCUGAGGUGACGAUGGAGAGCCCUAUAUAAAAAUAGUACAAAUGGAAGCACCUCUGCUGUAUAACCUGCUAUUAGCUGUAUGGUAUUAUCACUUCUGACAGAUGGCACAUGUCAAGUCGAAUGGGGCAAAGGUUUUCUGCCAUUGUCUUAUGUAGUAACAGCCCUCCUCUGUUCAAGCGAAAACAUCUAUUUUUGUCAGGAAUGUGCUUGUUUUUUGUUUAUAGGCUCUAUGUUUAGGGAGUUGAGUGGUGAUUAAAUCAUUAGCAGUGGAGGGGAUGACAGGAGAAGUGGUUGAUUUGUGUUAUUUUGGUGGAGAUUGCUGGCUGAUGAGUGAAGUAUGUAAAUUGAUUUGGGAAUACAGGAAUCUUGGGCAUCUGAGGCUAAAGUACUGAGAACACAGUGGCACGGACGAACUUAAUGGCCUCCAUUGUGCC